UUUCCCCUCCACAAAGUAAAAAGAGAGUCACACAUGAACCGAGAGAGAGAGAGAGAAAGAAAGAAAGUAAAUUUAUAGAGGGAGAGGGUGGGUGAUUUUUACUGGAUUCAAGAUCUAUAGCUGAUUGCCUGGUUAUCGAUUAUCGCUUUGAAUCUCUCUUAAGAAGAUUUGUAUGAGUCAACUUUGUGUGAGAGAGAGAGAGUUAAGCAUUUUAAUGACUCAAACCACUUGUGUUCAUGAAUGAAACAACCAAAGGAUUCAACCUUUUCAUCUGGGUGUUGAUGAUUCAGUUCAAUUACUCUAAUCGGGGAACUUGGUCGUUGAUUUUGGUGGAUUUAGUGAAUUGGGUCUCUGCUUUUAAUAGCAGACAGACUCAAGGGGUUGAAUAAUUUUCUAUGGAGCACAAUGUGGCAGCUUUGCACACAGCUAUAAACUCUGUACAGGCAUUAGGGAGAGGUUUUGAUGUGAACUUUGAUACAAGGUUGCUUUAUUGUAAAGGAGUGGCUGGGUUUAGAGUGGUUGAAGUUGAUGAAGAACACAGUAGGGAUCUUUUGUUGUAUGAAAAAGUAGUUGUGCCCAAUGUUCCCAAGGACAUCACGAACUCUCAGGAGAACAUUGGCCGUCAGAGGUCCGAUGUUUGCACUUUUGAUGUGAUGGUGGAGAAUUUUAAUCAAAAGGCUAAUCUACCUGGAGGUUUUCCUCUUGGUAGUUUUAAUUCUGCAUUUAGCUUCACCGGUUCAAAGCAUAUUGAUGUUGCAGCGACAAAGACUCUUACUAUGGAUGGCUAUUAUUUUCCACUUGCCAAGGUUCAGCUUACAAAAACCCCAUUAGUUUUGCAUGAAAAUGUCAAACGGGCAGUUCCAACUUGUUGGGACCCUUCAUCUCUGGCUAGCUUUAUUGAAAAUUUUGGGACACAUGUCAUUACAUCCGUAACCAUUGGUGGUAAAGAUGUGAUCUAUGUUAAACAACAUCAGUCUUCUCCUUUGUCAACCAUGGAGAUUAAAAAAUAUGUUCAGGAUAUUGGAAAUCACAGGUUUUCUGACACACACAGCCAUACAAGCUCAGGUCAAAUGAAAUUGAAGGAUAAGGGUGUUGAUCCUGGCUUGUUCAACAGCCAAGGGAUAUAUCCUCAACCCAUUGCUGCACCAUAUGUUACUGGGAGAGAAGAUGUCACAGUCAUCUUCCGGAGGAGGGGAGGAGACGAUCUGGAACAAAACCACACCCAAUGGACCAGAACUGUCCCCUGUUCUCCAGAUGUCAUUGAGAUGACGUUUUUUCCCAUAACAGCUCUCCUUGAUGGGGUGGCAGGAAAGGAGUACCUGACUCGUGCAAUUGGUCUCUAUCUUGAAUAUAAGCCUCCUGUUGAAGAAUUGAGAUAUUUCCUGGAGUUUCAGAUUCCUCGGAUAUGGGCCCCUGUAUAUGACAGGAUUGCUGGCCACCAAAGGAAAGAACCUGUUUGCCCAUCUUUGCAAUUCAGCAUAAUGGGGCAAAAACUUUAUGUCAGCCAAGAGCAGAUAUCAGUUGGACGUAAACCAGUAACGGGCUUGCGAUUAUGUCUAGAAGGAAGCAAGAAAAAUCGCCUGUGUAUCCAUCUUCAACACUUAUUGUCUCUUCCAAAGAUCCUUCAGCCAUACUGGGACACCCAUAUACCUAUUGGUGCUCCCAAGUGGCAGGGACCUGAGGAGCAAGAUAGCCGAUGGUUUGAGCCAGUAAAAUGGAAAAACUUUUCUCAUGUGAGCACUGCACCAAUUGAGAACCCUGAAACCCUCAUAGGUGACCUCUCUGGUGUUUACGUAGUCACUGGAGCACAGCUUGGUGUGUGGGAUUUUGGGUCAAGAAAUGUCUUGUACAUGAAGCUUCUGUAUUCUAGGCUGCCUGGCUGUACAAUACGGAGAUCCUUGUGGGACCAUGCGCCGAGUGAUAAGACAAGGAAAGUGGUGUCUAUCAAUGGUAAUGCCAAUACAAGUGACUCGAGUUCACAUUCAAGUGAAAACUUAGUGGGGAGCAAGUUGGUGAAGUUUGUUGAUAUGAUCGAGAUGAGCAAGGGGCCACAAAAUCCUCCAGGUCAUUGGUUGGUUACUGGAGGAAAGCUUGGUGUAGAGAAAGGGAAAAUUGUUUUGAGAGUGAAAUACUCCUUGCUAAAUUACUGAGCUUUACUCAUUACUGUAUGGUUUUUGUAUGAUGAUGUGCAGUGCUGGCUUUUGUUAGGUAUAUAUGGCGCUUUUUGAUGAGUA
This is a messenger RNA of Quercus robur (English oak), 2234 nucleotides long. Its product is annotated as MACPF domain-containing protein CAD1-like. Gene Ontology annotation, cellular component: plasma membrane. Gene Ontology annotation, biological process: plant-type hypersensitive response; regulation of salicylic acid mediated signaling pathway. The transcript is spliced from 7 exons. NCBI's taxonomy places the organism in Eukaryota, Viridiplantae, Streptophyta, Magnoliopsida, Fagales, Fagaceae. The record is from RefSeq and is a predicted model, not a curated record. The coding region runs from base 396 to 2150 and encodes 584 amino acids.